Quercus robur (English oak) is the source of this 519-nucleotide messenger RNA. RefSeq names its product L10-interacting MYB domain-containing protein-like. The record is from RefSeq and is a predicted model, not a curated record. The coding region runs from base 1 to 519 and encodes 172 amino acids. The transcript has 2 exons. Lineage: Eukaryota; Viridiplantae; Streptophyta; Magnoliopsida; Fagales; Fagaceae.
AUGGGUAAAGGGAAAUCGAAGGCUGAUGGUAAUGAAGUUAGAACUGGGUGGAAAGAUCCUACGGAAUUAAAAGCUUAUUGUGAUUUGUCUGCUGCCCAAGUCCUAGACGGCAAGAAGCAUAAUGGAUUUUUGAGAAAGAAAGGGGUUGAUGCAGUGAUUGAGCAGUUGGGUGAAAUGGGAAAAGUGGUGACUCACACGCAGUUUAAAAACAAAUGGGAUCAUCUGAGAAAGAGUUGGAAGGCUUGGAAGGAGUGUUUUGGUGAGACUGGGUUAGGUUAUGAUCCUGUAACUGGGGUUAUUCACAUGACUGAUGAGUGGUGGACCCGAAAAAUUCAGGCAUGUCCCAAGGUGGUAACCUUUAAAAACAAACCUUUGCCGAAUCUUAAGUCUAUGGAAAUCAUGUUUGAAGGCACGGUUGCAACGGGAAAAAAUGUGUUCUACACGAGUGGUGAAAUACCAAAUGAUUGCACCGAAGUGUCUGGGGACUCCAUUGAUAGCAAAGAAUUUGUUGACCCCUAA